UCACACCUACGGGCAAUUUAGAGUCUUCAUUUAAACCAUCAUCUAUGUUUUUCGGAUGUGGGAGGAAACCCACGCAGGCACGGGGUGAACAUGCAAACUCGACACAGGCGAGGCCGGAAUUGAACCCCGGUCCUCAGAAUUGUGAGGCAGAAAUACCAGUCGUCCACCGUGCCCAGUUUCACUCAGCAACGUGUAAUUAGGAAGGUGUAUCGUUCAUGCAUAGACCCACAAAAAACGUUUGAAGAAGCCAAGCUUAAAAACCCACAUGAAAUCUGCCCUUUUGCUUGGAAGUGGCCAUUUUAGGCACAUUUUUGUAAUUUUCAGGGGUCCUUUGAGUGUUUUGAAUAUCCAACCCUGGAAGACAGUUUCACUUAGCAAUUAAAAAUGUUGCUGCCAUGUCUUUCAUGAAUAGACCCACAAAACAGUCUCAAGAAGCCAUAUCUGAAAAGACUCAGGAAGUCUCGUGUUUUGGUUUGAAGCACCUCAUUGUAGGCCAUUUUCAGGUGUCCUUACUGACAGUGUGAGUAUUAUGGUUGUUAUGUCUGGCCCAUGUGAUUUUCCGUGGUGAACUCUACGUGGUCAUUUUGAUUAAGGGGAAAACUUCAAUCGGCACUUUACAUAACAUGAACACUUGACUCCUCUGAAAUAGGAAUCAAAUGUGUCAAAAUUAGGAUUAUGGUUUAAAAUAUUUUCCCUAUUUAUUUAUUUUAUUUGUUUAUCCUUUGUAGAAUAAUUCUUUCAGAAUCCAGUUUCUGCGAAACAGAAACUCGUGCGCAAAGAAGAAGUGAUGCGAGAGUGCUGGAAAAACCUAUGGGGAAAAUAAGACAAUAGAAAGAAACAGAAACCAAUUGGAGAGGAGAGGGGGCGUGGCAGGGCGGUGUUCCUAUUCUUUGAUUGGCUGCCCGGCUCACACUUAAAAGCCGCGAGUCCGUGCGGCGCUCCAAAACCCACAUCGAGCCAGAGAGACGCACGGGAGAUAUCACUUUUUCACGCCGGAGAUCAGGCGCCUUCACGCGGCUUCCACGCCGCGGCCACCCGGCUGACUUGUCUGGAUCUUUUUCUGAUUAUUUGUCUGUUUUUUGUUUGUUUGUUUUUCUGGUUGCAUUGUCGGCCUCGCUGGUGCUUUGACUCGGACGGGAGGUGGACAAAGGUAUAGGGACACUGAGGGAUUUUUUUUUUUUUUUAAAGGGGGAAAGGAAGCACGCGCACCUGGAACCGAGGACAACAAAAACAUGCCUCAGACGCCACGCAGCACUGGAGGCUACAACAAAAACCUCUACCAGGCCAAGGAGGAGGUCUACUCUGGACUCUACUACCAUGACAACAACCUGGUGUCCGGAUCCUUGGAGGCCCUCAUACGACACUUGCUCCCCACCGUCGACUAUUAUCCUGAUAGGACGUACAUCUUCACAUUCCUGCUGAGCUCUCGCCUCUUUAUCCACCCGUACGAGCUCAUGUCCAAAGUGUGCCACCUUUGCAUGGAGCAGCAACGACUUGGGGAUCCCCAAGCCGAUAAGAUAAGACUCAGGAAGAUAGCUCCAAAGAUCCUCCAGCUGUUGACUGAGUGGACAGAAACCUUCCCGUACGACUUCCGGGACGAGCGGAUGAUGCGCAGUCUGAAGGAGCUCACGCACCGGCUCUCCACUGGAGACGAGAUGUACAGGAAGGCGGUGAGCCAGCUGAGCCAGGGUUUGAUCCGGAGGCUGACUGUUCUCAGCCAAUACGAGGAGGCUCUGGUCAAGAUCAAUGCCACAGUGGCCGAGCGUCUUACCGUCCUCAAGGCCAAGCCCCAGCCCGCCCUCCAGAGGGACAUAAUGUCCAUCUGUAACGACCCUUUCACCGUGGCCCAACAGCUGACCCACAUAGAACUGGAAAGACUCAGCUACAUCGGCCCCGAGGAGUUUGUCCAAGCAUUCAUCCAGAAAGAUCCGGUGGACAACAACAAGAGUCGCUUCAGUGACCACAAGAAGGCCGCUAACCUGGAGGCCUAUGUGGACUGGUUUAACAGGCUCAGCUACCUAGUGGCUACGGAAAUCUGCAUGCCAGUGAAGAAGAAGCAGCGUGCACGGGUGGUGGAGUUCUUCAUCGACGUGGCACGUGAAUGCUUCAACAUUGGCAACUUCAACUCCCUCAUGGCCAUCAUCUCCGGGAUGAACAUGAGUCCCGUGUCCCGCCUCAAGAAGACGUGGAGCAAAGUUAAGACGGCAAAGUUUGACAUCCUAGAGCACCAGAUGGAUCCCUCCGGAAACUUCUACAACUACAGGACGGCACUCCGUGGCGCCACCCAGAGGUCCAUCACGGCCAACAGCAGCAGGGAGAAGAUCGUCAUCCCGUUCUUCAGCCUGCUCAUCAAAGACAUCUAUUUUCUGAACGAAGGCUGCGCCAACCGGCUGCACAACGGACACGUCAACUUUCAGAAAUUGUGGGAAUUGGCCAAGCAAGUGAGCGAGUUCAUGAGCUGGAAGAAGGUCGAGUGUCCCUUUGACAAGGACCGCAAGAUUCUGCACUAUCUGCUGACUGCGCCCGUCUGCACCGAAGAUGCGUUAUAUCUGGCGUCGUACGAGAGCGAAGGUCCCGACAACAACAUGGAGAAAGACAGAUGGAAGUCGCUCAGAUCCACGCUGCUAAAUCGAGCGUAAACGUUCAACAUGAAGACCCCAGACGUCCCUAAAGAGACUUAAAAAAAUAAAAAUGAAAAAAAUAAAAACAUUUAAAAAAUAAGUAUCCUCCGUGUCUGCGAGGAAACCACAAAAGUUAUGUUUUGCAUUAGCGCACGUUGCUACGACGCAAUUGGCAGCUUUUUCCACCUCUUUGUAAGACUUUUCUAGUCUCCUUUUCUACGAUGCUCUCUUUGAAUAGGUGGAGCUAUGCGCUAGCUGCUGGUUGGCUAAAACGUGCCAUGUCACUAAGCUAAAGCUAGCUGUUAUUUUUUUGUCGUUUUUUCCGACAAACUAAAUGCGCGGGCUGCAUUUCAAUGACGCCUCGGAUGCUAAUUUAGCAUGUUAGCGUCUGAACACAGUGGAUAAGCUACAUGCUUUAGCAUAUUUUAUGCUAAUUGUUAUUGUCAUGUUUUCCCCUGCUCGUUGAGUUGUUGAAAAAACGUUCUUUACGUAAUGAAAGUUUUGUGUCUUUAUGUGGAGUCCCCACGUCGAUAUUCACCUUAUUUAAUUAUGAUGUCAAUGAGAUUAUGAUUUCACGUUAAAAUUCCUGUGAAUCUUUUGUUUGAUGUUUUUGUGUACAUGAUGCCUAAUUUUUCCAUUUAUUAUCCUCACGAAUGUAAAAAUUAUUUUGUUGUCACCAAGAGCAAGUUAAUAAAAAAAAA
This is a messenger RNA of Phycodurus eques (leafy seadragon), 3322 nucleotides long. RefSeq names its product RasGEF domain family, member 1Ba (gene rasgef1ba). Gene Ontology annotation, molecular function: guanyl-nucleotide exchange factor activity. Gene Ontology annotation, biological process: Ras protein signal transduction; positive regulation of GTPase activity. The record is from RefSeq and is a predicted model, not a curated record. Gene Ontology annotation, cellular component: plasma membrane. NCBI's taxonomy places the organism in Eukaryota, Metazoa, Chordata, Actinopteri, Syngnathiformes, Syngnathidae. The coding region runs from base 1233 to 2639 and encodes 468 amino acids. The transcript is spliced from 14 exons.